Molecule: messenger RNA, 1668 nt
Organism: Schistosoma guineensis
Lineage: Eukaryota; Metazoa; Platyhelminthes; Trematoda; Strigeidida; Schistosomatidae
Source: the annotation of a GenBank genome assembly
UAUCAAAGUUUCCUUACGAAAGGUGAGGAUACUUUAUUUACAUCGAUAUUUUAACCGCCGUGUUUGGUUUUUAUUGCACAUUUUGGUCAUAAGAUAUAUUCGGAAUAUUUUAACUUAAGAAUGUCCAGUCCUGUUAUCGGUGCUGUAAAGUCUAAAAUGCAAGGAAUGAAGCUUCAAAUUGACCAGCUUAAGCAAGAGUUAUCUACUAAACAAGCUAUUUUAAGGAAGGAGGAAGAAAAUAAAACCAAGGCUGAAGCUGAAGUCGCCUCAUUACAGAAGAGAAUUCGACAGCUUGAAGAUGAAUUGGAAUCUACCGAGACUCGUCUUCAAGAAGCUACUGUUAAGCUCGAAGAAGCGAGUAAAGCUGCUGAUGAAAGUGAUCGUGGUCGUAAAGUAUUGGAGAAUCGUACUUUCGCAGAUGAAGAACGUAUCAAUCAGUUAGAAGAACAAUUAAAAGAAUCUACAUUUAUGGCUGAAGAUGCUGAUCGAAAAUACGAUGAGGCGGCUCGUAAGCUGGCUAUCACGGAAGUGGAACUCGAACGGGCUGAGUCUCGAUUGGAAGCUGCCGAAAGUCGUUUAAAGGAGCUUCAAUCAAUUAUUCACGGUACAAUGGGUCAGUUAAAAUCUUUAGAGCAUCAAGAAUCUCAGUUAAAUAAACAACGUAGUCUUCAUCAAUCUCAACUUGCCUCUUUAUCAAAACAAUUGAUUGAGGCUGAACGACGUGUUAAAGAAGCAAGUCAUCAAGAGGAGAUGAAACAAAUAGAAUUGUGCAAAUUAGAAGAAACAUUGGAAGCUGAACAAUUAAAUCAUACGAAUCUACGUCGUGAAAUGGAAACAAUGUUUACUGAAGUAGAAAAUAUCUAAUCAAUAGUUUACUAUUGACAGAAAUAUUUUGUUAUUUGAAUACUUUUCAAAGGAACUAAUCAUGAUAAUGCCCCAGUUACAUACAAAACAGAUCGUAUAGUUAUACAACUGUAUACAUAUACAUAAGCAUGAGAUGAUCAGUUAGAUAAUGCUAUGAAAAAUUUACAGCAUGAUAUCUUUUGGUUUGUUUUAUGCCUAACUUCUAUUGUCUACUGAAUAAUGCUCCUUUCUUUUUCCAACCCCUGCCUCCUUCUCCUCCUCCUCCUCAUCCCCACACUUUUGAGAAUGUGUCUUGAAGAUUUCCUCUUGGAAAUACUACUGUGCUGUUACUAUUAUUUCUUAUCAGUAUUACUUCAAAUGUGUGCUUUGUUUUCGCCUUGUGUUUUUGUUAUUGUUGUGUAUGGUCUUAUUGGUGAAGAUUUUGAUCUUGUAGGAUGUUAUGCUAUUCUCUUUUGGUAAAACAGCGCCUAUUUAUACUUUCUCAUAGGCUACUCUCGUUGUUUUUCUGUGUUUUGUUUUUGGUUCCAUAAUAUCAGUAUUUUUUUCUAUACUAACUCCCCUUCUAUUCUCUGUUUGUCUACCAUCCUCAUAUACAAUUAGUGCCUGUUUUUACCCAAAUGAUUUCCAUUGUUUAUACGUGCAUUAUGUUUUUCAUUUGUUUCCAUGCUCGUUUAUUUACAUGGUGUGUGUGCGUGUGUGUGUGUGUGAAUGUGAGUGUUUGAGCUUUUGCAUAGUGUCAUUAUUAGCCUUAUGUAAUCGGAACAAUAAUUGUUAAUAUAGUAAACAAUUUGUAAUCAAGUACAC